AAAGUGGGUCCGCCCAGAAAAUUAGGGCACAGCGGUAAGUCAUCGGAUUUGAAACAUUGUAUUAGGCAUUGAGUUCCAUAUCUCAAGUUCUGGGUUAAAUCGGCUGUUUAUUGUUGUAGUCAGUAUGCCUUCCUCUUGAGAUCCAGCUAUAAGAGUCUCCAGUUGAUCAUCUCUUUCAAGCUCUCUCUGCAGCAGGAUUGGAUGUCGUCUUGGACAGUGAGAAAUUGUUGGAAAAGGGGAAAAUUAUUGGGUUGAGCUUGGAAAGGGCAGUAGAGAUCAGAGCCAUACGUAUUCCUGUAUUUGCUAAAGGCUAUGCAUACUGUAGAAUGGCGUCUCAAAGAGGCAGCUGCAAUGUUGAGUUCUCCUGGCUUGAUCUUUCCCCUCCUUUAUCAUGUGGAUCCAAUUCAUUUUAGAUAUCCUGAAAAAGUCUCAAAACCCUAUUACCAUUUAUUUCUCAGGUAUUAUAGCCGUCCAGAUCGAUGCCUAAGAGAAGACAUUGAUGAGUGGAAGCGUGCCCUUCAACAGAUCUGCUCCUGCUCAGGCUGGUUUAUGGAUAUACCUGAAGGCUUCGAAGCUGGGCUAGUGAAGAUGGUGGUGAAUGACCUGAUUAAGGCAUUGGACAGAGUGCCGUUAUCAGUUACCAAGCAUCCGGUGGGAAUGGACAGCCCAAAGAAUGCUCUCAUUCAGAAAUUAAAUCUCAAUUCAAUGGAUGAGGAGGUUAAAGUUGGAAUAUGGGUAUUGGCGGUAUCGGCAAGACUACAAUCACCAAGGCUGUGUAUAAUCAAGAUUAUGUUGAAUUUGAAGCUGCUUCCUUUGUAUCUAAUGUCUGCAGUCACACCACUGCAGCAGAUCCCACAGGCCUUACAAAUUUGCAGAAACAAAUUCUUGAUUAUUUAAGCAAAUAUGACAGUACAAUCCACAGUGUUGAUAAGGGCAUAUCUUUGUUCAGAGAACGUUUGGGAGGAAAACGUGUGCUGCUUAUUUUGGAUGAUGUGGAUGCUGUUGAACAAUUGAAUGCUUUGGUUGGGGAUUGGUUGGCCUCUUGCAGCAGCAGAGUUAUUAUAACUUCUAGAGACAAACACAUUCUCAAUGUUGCUCAUGUUUCAUACGAAUGCAUCCAUGAGAUGAGUGGAUUGGAGAUAAAUGAAGGUCUCCAGUUAUUUAAUUGGCACACUUUCCUCAAUGCAUCUCAAAGUCCGAGUUACAAAGAUUUGUCUACAAGAAUAGUGGAAGCUUGUCAGGGGCAUCCUCUUUCAUUGGAAGUGAUUGGAUUCUCCAUGUAUGAUAAACAGAAUGAUCCAGGUUGCUGGACGGGAGUUCUUUGCAACACAAUCCUUAAGGGAGAUAUUUGCAGAAAUCUUUACAUCAGUUAUGGUGCUUUUAGUGAUGAGGGACACAAAUUAUUUAUGAAUAUUACUUGCUUCUUUGUUAGAGAAAAGAAAACAUGCACUAUCAUUUUCUGGAAAUCCUUGUACAAGAUGGUAAACACUGCUGUAUAUAAUCUUUCGAUGAAGUUAUUGAUAAAGAUUGAUGAUAAAGGAGUAUUGCUGAAAGAGAAAAAGAGUGUACUCGGCUAUGGGAGGCUGCUCAUUUAAGCACCAUAUCCAAGAACAUCAAUUUCUCUUGCUUUCACUCAAGGCAAUUCACAAAGGCUUGAAAUGCUGUAUAGACCGGUCUUCGCUAUCGUCUUUUGCAGAAUUUGACCAUUCAAGAUGUGACAAAACAUACACUAUGUAUGCUUACUACAAGUUUGAUAUGGGUGGGACUGGAAAAUUGUAAAAGCUUAUAUUACCUCCCUGAUUCCAUUGGCAACCUGUCACAGCUGCAGCUCUUGAACUUGGAAGGAUGUAGAAACUUAAAUAUCCUUCCUAAUUCCAUUGGCAACCUAUCACAGCUUCAACUCUUGAGCUUGAGAGCGUGUGAAUUUUUCAAUAGCAUCCCUAAUUCUAUUGAAAACCUGUCACAGCUGCAACACUUGGACAUAAACAGUCUAUAUAAUUAAUUUAAUUUAAAUAACCUUCCUGAUACCAUUGGCAACCUGUCACAGCUGCAACACUUGGACAUAUAUUGUUGUAAAAUAACCUCCCUGAUUCCAUUGGCAACUUGUCGCAGUUGAAGCAUCUGGAUAUAGGCCGGUGUAUAGGUUCAGAUAACCUCCUUGAUCAUAUUGGCAAUCUGUUGCCAACUGCAGUACUUGGACUAUAUAACCUCCCCAAUUCCAUUGGCAACCUGUCACAGCUGUAACACCUGAACAUAAAGUUGUGUAGAUGUUUAAGUAUGCUCCCUGAUUCUGUUGGCAACUUGUCACAGCUGUAGCAUUUGAACAUAAGACAAUGUAUAAGUUUAAACAACCUCCCUGCUUCCAGAGGCAACUUUUCACAGCUGCAGCAUUUGGUCUUGAGAUGGUGUGAAAGGUUAAAUAGCCUCCCGAAUUCCAUUGCUAACCUGCCACAACCAUUGCACUCGAAUGGUGUAGAUUGUCAAUGACAUAAUUAAAAUUAUCACUUCUGAGAAUUGAAUAUUUACUUUCAAUUGUACCUUUUUAAUUGUAUGAAUAUUUUUCUUUCUAUAUCAAUUAUAGAAAAACUUAUUUUC
Molecule: messenger RNA, 2595 nt
Organism: Cryptomeria japonica (Japanese cedar)
Lineage: Eukaryota; Viridiplantae; Streptophyta; Pinopsida; Cupressales; Cupressaceae
Product: disease resistance protein RPV1
Exons: 2
Coding region: 313-897 (194 amino acids)
Source: RefSeq, a predicted model, not a curated record